AUGCAGUUUGCAAGCAGCAGAGUCCUAGAGAAGCACACCGGCGACUUGUACCGCAUCACCCAGAAAGCCAAUGAAGCUGUGAGGCAGUACCUGGAUCGAUUCAACAAGGAAAUGAUCUCUGUCAAGAACCUGGAUGUUCCCACAGCUAUCGAAGCAUUCAGGAGAGGACUAACCUAUAAAUCUAGAUUGUAUUAUGAAUUGACCAGGUACCCAUGUGGCACAUUCGAAGAGGUCAGGGCCAGAGCUAUGGCUGAGAUACGUGUCGAGGAGGACGAGGCUCCAGGAGGCGUAGUAAACGCACUAGAAAAGCUGGGAACCACAGUUAGGUGGCCUCGCAAAAGCGACAGACCAGACAGCGAGAAGGACACCACCAAGUGGUGUAGCUACCAUGGCGACCAUGGCCAUCGAACAGAAGAAUGCAAUGCUCUCAAAAAGGAGGUGGCAUGGCUGCUCAAGAAGGGCUAUCUCGAGCACUUGAUGGGGAAGAAGGGGCAGCAAGAAGAUAAAGCUGGCCCCAGCCAGCAACAGCCUCAUCCGCCACCUGAGCCCCUGCACGAUAAGGUAAUCAAUUCUAUCUCUGGAGGUUCAGAAAUAUGUGGACUAACAUACUCUGCAGCCAAGAGAUUUGCUCGAGAAGGUUCCAAAACUGCACCUAGCCCGCUGAGGAGUGCUGAAGAGAAAAAGCUCAGAAGCAUGACCAUCAGCUUCGACGAAGAAGAUGGAGAUGAGGAAGCUGAUAAUCAUGACGGCCUCGUCGUAUCUCUCACCGUCAGCAAUUGCCUCAUGAAGCGAGUCUUGAUAGACAAUGGCAGCUCAGCUAAUAUCAUUUUCAAAAGUGCUCUAGAAAGCAUGGGGCUGCAGGAAGCUGAUAUCCUCAGGAAAGCAACCGUUCUGUUCGGGUUCAAUGGCGAGCCAGCUACAACGCUCGGAGAUCGUAUUGCCCACUUAUGCAAAAGGAGUCAACCUCCAAACCAGCCAUGA
Molecule: messenger RNA, 981 nt
Organism: Beta vulgaris subsp. vulgaris (sugar beet)
Lineage: Eukaryota; Viridiplantae; Streptophyta; Magnoliopsida; Caryophyllales; Amaranthaceae
Exons: 3
Coding region: 1-981 (326 amino acids)
Source: RefSeq, a predicted model, not a curated record